AUGCAAUUUAUUGAAGCGAUGAAAAAGAGGGUAUUCACUGUCCUGGGAGCACCGGACUUAUCCGAAGAAAUAUGUGAGUAUUGGUUUGGAUUAGGAGAAGAUCAUCCUCCAACCACUACCAUGGAUACGACUUUAGCGGGCAUGCUAUUAAGGCCGGGGCCCGUCCAAGCACUUACAACAGCUCGGUUUAAGGAAGCCGAGGAGGAUGGUGCAGCUGCACAGGUGCCAAGAAUAUAUAUAAAAACGACUAUGGACAACGUUGUUAAACCCGAGCAACAAGAGGCUAUGAUCAAGAGAUGGGAACCGUCGGAUGUUUAUGUUCUCGAAACUGAUCACAGCCCUUUCUUUUCUGCUCCUUUUUUGCUCUUUGGUUUGCUGGUUAAGGCCGCUAUUUCUGUUGGAUGUUGA
Molecule: messenger RNA, 408 nt
Organism: Striga asiatica
Lineage: Eukaryota; Viridiplantae; Streptophyta; Magnoliopsida; Lamiales; Orobanchaceae
Source: the annotation of a GenBank genome assembly